AUGAAAGGUGAGGAAAGUUCAAUUUCACUGUUGACUAAUAGAUACAUCACAUGUGGUCCCACCCUAACUAACUAUAGCAGAGUUGCCAUAGGCCUCUAUUGUCCCAGAGAACAGUGGUAUACCCUGCAGCAACAACCAGGCCUGACUAUUGAGAUAUUGGGCUAUCCCAGCCACCCAUGCAGCGUCUCCCAUCAAACCUCCACUUCUCCUGCCUCUCACAACCCUAUGCUCUCCCCCUGCAGUGCGGCGUGUGCCACCCCGGUUCUCCAUCCCUCCCAACAACCAUGAGGUGAUGCCGGGUGGCAGCGUGAACCUGACGUGCGUGGCGGUGGGAGCGCCGAUGCCCUACGUCAAGUGGAUGAUGGGGAUAGUAGAGCUGACCAAGGAAGAAGAGAUGCCCAUUGGGAGGAAUGUUUUGGAGGUCACCAACAUUCGCCAGUCUGCCAACUACACCUGCGUGGCGAUAUCGUCGCUCGGUAUGAUCGAGACCACUGCACAGAUCACUGUCAAAGGUGAGAGGGCUGAGAGAAGUGUGAGAGAAGGGGUGUGGGAGUUUGAGUGUUUGUUGUGCCUGGUAUUUGGUAUUUUAUUAGGAUAUCCAUUAGCUGUUGCGAAGGUGGGAGCUACUCUUCCUGGGGUCCACACAAAACAUGAAACAUGACAUAAAACAGAACAUUAAUAGACAAGAACAGCUCAAGGACAGAACUACAUCAAUUUAAAAAUGGCACACGUGGACUGGGAUGCAGUGAAGUUGGGUAUCUAGCAAAGUAGCCCUCAUUCAAGAUCAACAUGUCAACAUCUAAAAUUAGCAAAUGGAUCAAGAUCAACAUCCAAUAUUUAGAGAUAUUCUAGACUAAUAUUAGAUAGAUAUGUUAGAUAUGUUUCACUAUGUCUUAGACCGCACUAUUAGAGCUUGAAAUACAUUCAUCAUGAUCCAUUACACCUAAUGGCACAACAAGCUUAAUACUAAUAUAGAAAUAUACUUUUCCUUCUUUAAACAUGUAUACAGCAUUGUGUGAAAGAAUCAUAAAGUCUAAAAAUGAAUUACCCACAAUCCUCUAAAAACAGAGUCACAUGGCAAGAUAUGAAAUACAAGGUGAUUAAAACCAAAGACUUCCAAUGAGUUCAAUCACUACAUUUUCUCUCUAUUUGGUUAUCCUUAUUAAAUAUAUUUUGAGCAACAUAUUAAGUUGGAUUUAUUAGUAGAUUAUUUUGUUAAAAUUAACAAAUCAUUGAAACGACUAGCAUACAUGUUUUUAAAUAUAUUCUUGGGUAUUUUGACAGAUGGGAUACAGAUAGGUGCUGACUGCAACAUUCUAACAGUGUAAUUAAUAUAUUUCAUAUGCUAUUGCAAAAAAAAAUCAUUUGGUUGUGUUUAUGAAGGCCUUGGGUAACAUUAGAAUACGAUUUGUGAUUUAUUUCAAAUAACACAUUAGUUUAUGUUACCGUAGGCUAUAUUUAAAAACAAAACAACUACAAAAAAAGUAUUCAAUCCAUUUUAUUUGUGGCAUGCCUUUGUUACAACUAUAAAACAGAAAACAUAUGUGUUGGAACAUGGUAACAGCCUAUUUUCAUAAUGAAAAAAACAUCUCCAACCACCACCAUCAACGGUCAAAGGAGGCACAGUCAAAUAAGGAAAACAUCAGUAGCCUGAACAUCAAAUAAGGAAAACAUCAGUAGCCUGAACAUCAUUAUAAGUGGCAAGUGGCCUUGAUAACUAGUUCAACUCGGCACAAAAGCAAUAAUGGCAUUAUAAUGAACAUAAUUGCCGAUAUAACAGCAGUCAAAAAUAGUCAAUUAUUGUCAGCUCAUGCUUAUAUGGUGUGCGUCUUCAUGCAAUGGCAUCAGUUGGGUUUUAUUUCAAAUGCGCAGAAUACAACAGGUGUAGACCUUACCGUGAAAUGCUUACUUACAAGCCCUUAACCAACAAUGCAGUUCAAGAAAUAGAGUUAAGAAAAUAUUUACUAAAUAAACUAAAGUAAUUUUUUUUAUAAAAAGUAACAAAACAAAAUAACAAUAACGAGGCUAUAUAUAGGGGGUACCGGUACCGAUUCAAUGUGCGGGGGUACAGGUUAGUCGAGGUAAUUUGUACAUGUAGGUAGGGGUAAAGUGACUAUGCAUAGAUAAUAAACAGCGGGGGGGGGGUGAAUGUAAAUAUCCCAUGUGGCCAUUUUAUUAAUUGAAGCUGUUAAGGGGCUUUUUGGACCUAGACUUGGCACUGCGGUAGCAGAGAGAACAGUGUAUGACUUGGUUGACUGGAGUCUUUGAAAAAAUGUUGGGCCUUCCUCUGACACCGCCUAGUAUAUAGGUCCUGGAAGGCAGGAAGCUUGGCCCCAGUGAUGUAAUGGGCCGUAGGCAGUACACUCUGUAGCACCUUCUGGUCGGAGGCCAAAGAGUGGCCAUACCAGGCGGUGAUGCAACCGGUCAGUAUGCUCUUGAUGGUGCAGCUGUAGAACUUUUUGAGGAUCUGGGGACUCCUGAGGGAGAAAGGUGUUGUUGUGCCCUCUUCACAACUGUCUUGGUGUUUUUGGACCAUGAUAGUUUGUUGGUGAUGUGGACACCAAGGAACUUUAAGCUCUCGACCCGCUCCACUAAAGCCCCGUCGAUGUUAAUGGGGCCCUGUUCAGCCCUCCUUUUCCUGUAGUUGUUACGUUCGUUGAGUACAGGAUUGAACCAAGGUGCAGCGUGGAAUGCAUACAUGUUUAUUAUUAAAGUAAACACACGACAAAACAACAAAAGCAACGUAACAUGAAGCUCACAAUGCCUACACAAGCCAAACAAGAGUCAAGAUCCCACAACUAAGGUAGGCAAAAUGGCUACCUAAGUAUGUUCCCCAAUCAGAGACAACGAUCGACAGCUGCCUCUGAUUGGGAACCACACCCGGCCAACAUAGAAAUACAAUGACAUAGAAUGUCCACAUAGAAAUUCACACACAUAGAUAUUCACACCCUGACUAAACCAACUAGCGAACUCUAUGUCAGGGCGUGACAGUAGUCCACUAUCAGCUCCUUUGUCUUGCUCACGUUGAGGGAGAGGUUGUUGUCCUGGCACCACACUGCCAGGUCUCUGAACUCCUCCCUAUAGGCUGUCUCAUCGUUGUCGGUGAUCAGGCCUACCGCUGAUGUGUCGUCAGCAAACUUAGUGAUGGUGUUGGAGUCGUGCUUGGCCACACAGUCAUGGGUGAACAGGGAGUACAGGAGGGGACUAUGCACGCACCCCUGAGGGGCGCCAGUGUUGAGGAUCAGUGUGGCAGAUGUGUUGUUGCCUACCCUUACCACCAGGGGGUGGCCCGUCAGGAAGUCCAGGAUCCAGUUGCAGAGGGAGGUGUUUAGUCCCAGGGUCCUUAGCUUAGUGAUGAGCUUUGUGGGCACUAUGGUGUGAACUCUGAGCUGUAGUCAAUGAACAGCAUUCUCACAUAGGUGUUCCUUUUGUCCAGGUGGGAAAGGGCAGUGUGGAGUGUGAUUGAGAUUGCAUCAUCUGUGGAUCUGUUGGGGCGGUAUGCAAAUUGGAGUGGGUCUAGUGUUUCCGGGAUGAUGGUGUUGAUGUGAGUCAUGACCAGCCUUUCAAAGGACUUCAUGGCUACCGACGUGAGUGCUACGGGGCGGUGGUCAUUUAGGCAGGUUACCUUCGUUUUCUUGGGCACGGGGUCUGCUUGACCCUUUUCCUAACAGUUUUUGUAACUUUCACUUGCCUGACGCACUUUGACAUACGUUUGGUUGUAGUACGUAAUAGUCUCCGCUUUUCUCUGUGUUCCCGUCGUCUUGUCAUUCUUCAUCACCAUUGUGGAGUACAACCUCUGUGCAGGUGCCUUAUUUUGUGCAGAGGGAGGGAGCUCCCGUCUCACUUUGUUCAUGGUGCUGUUGUUGUUUUCUUUGCAAGCAAAUUGUUCACCAAUGACAGUGAAGUUAAGAAAUUGUCCAUGGUGACAUUUCUACUAUUACCAACAUAAGGGUCCACAAGCCCCAUCACCACAUUCUCCGACACUCGCUCACCUUCUCGCCCGAUGUAGAUAUUUUCCCAGAUAUUAAAAGCCGUUCAGCAUGUCCAAUUACGCACGCUCUCACUGUGUAGCCUACUCCGAGUAGGACUGACAAGACUGCUUUAAUUCAGUGGACUGAUAUAGGGCACAUAUCAUUUAAAGAUUUUAAUUAGAAUGGAUCAAUACAAUAGAAUGGCCUGCCCUGUUUUUCAUUCACAAUUGGUGAUUACAUAAUUAUGCAUCGUUCGCUUCCUCUCUCUCAUCAACUCAUCCCAUCAUACUUUACUUAAUUUAUUUAAUCUGUUGUUAUGUGUGUGAAAUUAGUUUCGGUAUGGUUUAGUUUAGAGGCAGUUAUCGGGGUGAUUAUCAGCUGGGUACUACACUUUCAACUGUGGGAAGAAGGAGCGGAGCAGGCCCUACUGUUGGGAGAAGGAGGGGCAAUGGUGGAAAACCAUUCAAAAAAAUGACAUGCCCUCAUAAACUGGUUAUAAUUCCAGUUCUGUUUGUGAUAUCAAGAUUCUAACAACAACAGUGUGUUAUAUAUACUUAUUUAGGAAAAGUCAAGGAUGGAGGGGGGCAUGACUUAAAUAAUGGCAGAGUAAUAACAAAUUAUAAUUCAUGAGGAGUCAAAAUGACUGCUUUAGCGGUUCUAGCAGUAUAUGUUUUUAUUUCAAUUAUUAUUUCAAUUCACCCCAGAAUAAUUUCUUACAGUGUGGCUUUGUGGUUGAGUGGAUAAAAUUCCAACGAAAUGUAUCAUGUUUCUCUCCCUCCUGUUUCUAAUCUGUCUAAAUAAAGCAUUACCAAAAAAAAGGUGGAAUUCCACAAAAAAUAUUCUCAUCAAUCAAUAUUUAGUCUGUAAACCGUUUGCAUUUCUAUACCGUUGAUUCUAUGAUAAACACCGUUUUUGUGUUUUGAUGCUACCUUUUACAUGCAUGCACUGAAACCCCAUAAAGUGUUUUCACAACACUCUCUUAAAAACACCAAUAUACAGGUUGAAGAACCACUUUGGGUGUUUCAGAGUACUUCAUUUCUGUUUUAAAACACCCUCCAAAUGAUUUCAUCUUAGGUGCUCUACUUUUCAUGGUUGCAUUACACAAUCAUGGUGUUUUGAGACUUUCUAUUUUUACAGUGCAGAUGACAGUGCAUUCAUUAAUAUUGUCAUCAAUAAUUCAACAUGGCGGAGACUUUACCUUCCAGAAAACCUAACUAUGACAAACUAGUGAAAUGACAAACUAGCGAGCAAAGCAUAUUGUGUUUAAUUUCCAAUUACAAAGUGAUCCUGCUUUCAUGAAAUAGAGUAGGCUUUCUCACUGUUUCUAAUAUGAACACCACAAAGUAUUAUUUUAUUUAGCUAUAGACUAAUAAUUCCUAAUCUAAUUGGUAAAAGACUCAGUUGAACAUUUAAUUUACUACUUUGUUCAUUACAUGUGAAAUGCUUGAAAACAAAAUCAGUUCUCAUAUAAUCUCUACAUCCUCUGAGGUUAGUGAAUUGAGUAGUCAUGAAACAUGGAGAGAAAAUUAAGUCAGUUCCUUCUCCUAGGGAGUAUGAUUUGCACUGGCUUAAACAACACAUAAUAUUAGAGUAUUUGUGAUGCUCAAAUACCUAUCAGUCUAAUCAAUUGUUAAUUCACUGGAGUUAUUAAAGAAAAUCUCAAUUAAUUCAAAGAUUUUUGAAGAGGGAUGCACUACUACUUCUAGUGGCGGCAGGUAGCUUAGUGGUUAAGAGCAUUGUGCCAGUAACCGAAAGGUCGCUGGUUCUAAUCCCCGAAUCUGUCGAUGUGCCCUUGAGCAAGGCACUUAACCCUACUUGCUCCUGUAAGUCGCUCUGGAUAAGAGUGUCUGCUAAAUGACUAAAAUGUAGUGUUGUAGACAUAUUUUCUGAAUGAAUGGGGCCCUAUGGUAAUAUUAACAAAAUACAAUAUUACUAUCAAAAAACAAAUAAUAAAGUACACUUUUAGCCGUUUUCGUAAUUUUAUCAGUAACUUACUGUACUAAUCAACAAUAUGAUACUGUAUAAACUGAAUAGAGUAGAUUGCUGUAGAAUGUACAGUAAAGUACCAAAAAUUUGUUUUACAGCACACUGUAAGACCUUUCUGUAAUUUCAACAGUAGAACACUGUAGAAUGAACAGUAAAAUACUGUAAAUGUGUUUUACAGUGUUAAUUAUGAUGCAUUUUGGGGAAAUGUUUUGGGCGAGGAUAAAGUCUCUGGCUCAUUAACAUAUUUGAAGGCGUGCCUUGUAAAAGUCUAUUUUUGUUGCACCCGUGAGUGAGAAGUCUGUACUGCCACAGAAUACGGUAAUAUACUGUAUUUUAAGAAUUCUUCAAACCUUGUCCUGAAACUUUACAGUAUCUUACUGGCCAACUGCUGCCAGUAAUUUACUGUAAUUCAGAAUACAGUACAAAUACCACAUUUUUGGAGCGUCAAAAACCUUUUGAUCACUUGUGGGUGUGUGGUAAUGUUGUUUCUCAUUCAUAAACAUAUUUUGAGGCAUGUCUUGUAAAAGGCUAUAUUUAUUGCACCCGUUGAGAGUGCUGUACCAAUUUAAGUCAGACGUGUUAGUGGUUCCCUAACAAUUGAACUUACAUAGGGAACAGAUCAGAGUGGCAGCAAGUCUCAAAUCUUUAAUGGUUGAGCGGCUUGAUCUGUUUUGCCCUGUAGUUACUGUCAGUUUAGAAGCUGUUCUUAAGGCCUAAAUUGCAAGUGAUAUAAAACACCAAAUAUCAGUUGGUAUGCUGUAAUAUUGUGACGAGGUGUGAAUGAAGGAGUCAGGCGCAGGAGGUAAAACACCGAAGUCCAGAGUUUAAUCCGUUUACAUAAAUCAAACGCUCCCAGCGUGAAAACGAAACUAAUACAAGGGAAAAAUAUUCCACCUUGGCAAGUACAAAUAGAAGAGUAGCUCAACCGAGCUCCUCGCUCUCACAUUAACCAAUCACUCACAAAGACAAGGGGAACAUACUAAUUAGGGGAAUGAGCACCAGAUGUGUGUGAUUGACAAGACAAGACAAGACAAGUGGAGUGAUGAGAAUGGGAUCGGCAGUAGCUAGUAAGCCGGUGACGCCGAAACCUGCCCGAACAAGGAGGGGAGGCAGCCUCGGCGGAAGUCGUGACAAAUAUAUAAUUCAAUAUUCCCCAUUAGCAAUUGCUGAAUUUAUUUUCAAUAUAAUUCAAUAAUAAAGUACUGUAUUGCUGUUUUGCUAUAUAUUUACUGCAGCAUACUGUAAAUGAUGGUGCAUUGAGAAAUAUUGUGGGAGGAGAAAGAGUUGCUGGCUUAGUAACAUACUAUAUUUUAAGGUGUGCCUUGUAAGUGGCUAUAUUUGUUGCCUCCGUUAAUGAGAGUCCUGUACUAAUUUAAGUGAUAUGUGGUAGUAGUUCCCUAACAAUUAAAUGUAUAUAGGGAACAGGCCAGAGUAGUAGCAGGUCUUAAACCUUUUAAUUGUUGAAUAUAUUUAACCAUGUCCAUUUGAUCUGUUUUGCCCUGUAAAUAUGGCCAGUUUGGAAGCCUUUGUUUAGGCCUCUAGAAGUGCAAGUGAUACAAAACACCCAGCAUUCAUUAAUAUGCUGUUAUAUGCAAAUGUUAACAGCCAACCUGCUUGCUCUAAUCCCUUGUAAUUACAGUAAAAUACUGUAGAAAUAAUGUUUUUACAGUUUAAUAGUCACUUGUACUGUGUUUCAUUGCUCUGGCAUCAAGUUACCAUGGGCCCUGGUCAAAAGUAGUCACUAUAUAGGGAAUAGGGUGCCAUUUGGGAUGCGGACAAUAAUAGCAGAUGUCAAUAGCAGAUACCAACCAAGGCGUCGGGAGUCGGGGGCGCUGCGGCUGUAUAAGGGUUGAUCUCUUUCUUUAAAACCUCUCGGUUGCAAUGUCUCAUCCCUAAUGCCCAUCUGACGUCUGGAAGCGAGCUGUUCUCCCUGUUUUACACCCCACCACCUCUUACUUUAGCAGAUCCAUUUGGACUCUUACAGCAGUACAACAUACACAACACAAAAGUGAUUUAGCAACCAUUUUCAGCCACAAUUCUAUUUCAAUGCAGCCUCUUUCCUUUUGUGAUGGAAAUAAGAAAACCUGGGAGAGUGUGUACAUUACCAUUACUGUGAGGUAAAGGGACAGAUAAUCACAUUCUUUGCAGAAUGGACCUACAUCUUGUGUGUUUCAAACGCAAAUGCUAUGUCAGUGUAGAACAAAAUACAUUCAUAUUAUACUCUUAUAUGUUAUAUUAUGUAUUAUAAACUGGGUGGUUCGAGCCCUGAAUGCUAAUUAGCUGAAAGCUCUGGUAUAUCAGACCGUAUACCACGGUUAUGACAACAAAAAAAUAUUUGUACAGUUCUAAUUACAUUCGUAACCAGUUUAUAAUAGCAAUAAGGCACCUAUGGGGUUUGUAGUAUAUGGCCAAUAUACCACGGCUAAGGGCUGUAUCCAGGCACUCUGCUUUGCGUCAUGCAUAAGAACAUCCCUUCGCUGUAGUAUAUUGGCCAUAUACCACACCCCCUUGUGCCUUAUUGCUUAAAUAUGUCACCUUGCAAUUCAACAGAAUGUCAAAUAAUUGCAAAAUAUGAAAAGAAAACCACCUCAAGAAAUCCUAGAACAAAACCAGCUAGAUAAUUUAGAUUCAGUUCACUCCAUUUUAUAUUGCUUACAUUGAUUUUGAGUCAGUCUGCUUGAGUCUGCUUUCUAUUCAGGUUAUUUAUUUAAGACUAACAAAAACUCUUCUUCAGUAUCUUUACACUUCCUAAAUAUUAUAAUUGUGUGUAUGAUACUCAUUUACCUCACAUUGAACACAUGUUUCAUUUUGCCAAAGGUAUGCUCUAAGCCCUGAAAUUGUUCUUAGGACCAAUAUGUAAAUACAAUGAAAAUAGAAAAGACGCAUUACUCUAUUCAUCUCUCUAUUCAAGACUCUGACUCUCAAGUUAAUUGAAGGAUAACUUUUUGCCCUAGAUAGUAGAGAAGGAGAGAAUGGGCUUUCUAUCUAUAUAUAUAUAUAGCGAGAGAGAGAAAAAGAAAGAGAGAGCGACAAAGAGAGCAAGAGAGCGCUGAAUGGUCACACUGGGUGAGAGACACUUUGCUUUGAGAGAUAAUGAACAUGGCUGGCUUGGCCCCUCCAGUGACAGGUGAGGGACUGAAAGAGACAGGCACUGAAUAGUGAUUGACUGAUAGGAUGUGAGUGCUGUCCUUCUCGCUCUUUUCUCUCUUGUUGCUGCUCACAGCUCUGGGGCCUGCAUUAGUGAGAUAGCACUUUCAGCCUUUUUUAGGUCUUUAUUUGUAGUAUUAUGUUAGCAGGAGUGGACGAAGGAUGAGAGAAUAUAAUGGAAUAGAAUAAAAUAGAAUAGAAUGGAAUAGUAUACUUUAUUGUCCAUUGAAACAGAAAUGUAUUGUUUUGCUGUUGUGAGCUUCCAUGACCUGUGUAUUUCUCUCCCUCUAUGGUCUAUCUGACAGCCCUGCCCAAGCCCCCCACCUCCCUGAUCGUGACUGAGACCACAGCCACCAGCGUCACUCUGACCUGGGACUCUGGGAACCCUGAGCCUGUGUCCUACUACGUCAUCCAGUACCGGGCCAAGGUCUCUGACAACGGCUUCCAGGAGGUACGGUCCGAUGGUUCCAGUGGCUCAGUGGGUUAGAGCAUGGUGCUAGCAACACCAAGGCUGUGGGUUCCAUUCCCAGAUGGUUAUGGGUUACAUUCCUGCAUGGGCCACAUAUACUGAAUGUACAGUAUGUGUCAGGGUCAAUGUUGACAGUUCUGUAAGUCACUUUGGAUAGGGGCCAGUAUGAAAAUGUAUGCACUCACUAACUGUAAGUCGCUCUGGAUAAGAGCGUCUGCUAAAUGACUAAAUUGUAAAUUGUAAUUGUAAAUUGUAAAUGACCAUAUUAUUAUGAUAUCAUUAUAUUUUAGGUCGACGGAGUAGCCACCACGCGCUACAGCAUCGGCGGGCUCAGCCCCUACUCUGAGUAUGAGUUCCUAGUCAUGGCGGUGAACAACAUUGGGCGUGGCCCUCCCAGCAGCCUCGUGGACACCAGGACCAGUGAGCAGGCUCCCUCCUCUCCACCGCUGGCUGUACAGGCUCGCAUGCUCAGCGCAUCCACCAUGCUGGUCCAAUGGGAGCCGCCCGAGGAGCCUAAUGGACAGAUCAGAGGGUAGGAUAUUCUAUGAAUAUAUCUUUUGAAGGCUUAAUGAAGCCUUCAUAAACUCUUUAUAAGGCCUACAUGCUUUAUGAAGCCUGUACAAGAAAAUGUCAUACAGCUAAAGGUUGAUAUAACAGGUCUCUUCAUCUGAUUAUUUGUAUGUUUCAUUUUGUUGAUUGAUUGAUUGAUUGAUUGAUUUUCUAACCCACUUCUCAGGUACCGGGUGUACUAUAGCUCGGACCUCGGAGCCCCGCUGAGUGCGUGGCACAAACACAACACUGAUGACAGCAGACUGACCACCAUCUCAGGGUUGACCACAGAUAUCACCUACAGCCUCAGGGUGCUGGGGUUCACCUCUGUAGGGGAUGGACCUCCAUCUGAUGUACUGCAGGUCAAGACCCAGCAGGGAGGUGAGUGGACACUCUGAAGGAGGGACAGUACCUAGUACACUACCUAGGUAGUAAGUGUACAACUUGUGUAGCAGGGGAGUGGUGAGCGGACACUGCUACUUAUGAAGUAGGGACACUACCUAGGUGGUAAGUGGACACUGUAUGAAACAGGGUGCACUUUGUGUGUUACGUCUGUUUCAGCUCCUUAACCAACUGUAGGCCAAUCUUGAAGCCCAAGUCUCCCAAAUAGAGGUUUCACUUUUCACUGAGUGAUAAUCCAUAUCCACAAGGGCAUAUUAUCUACUGUGCUGUGUCCUCAAAGAAACAAAGCAGUUUCCUCCUCUUCUGACACCUUUGAGAACAAAAGUGAUAAAGUGAUGCAGUGCCACUGAAUUAUUUUGUUGUGCAGAAAGUCUUCUCAAUUGGCUUCUUUGUACUGUAGAUUUACUCUAGCUUUUAAAGGUAUAAAGGAGCCACUUGAGAAGGUGUUCUGUAUAUUGCUGAUAUUUGUGAAAGCGUAGUCUCAGCGCUAUUAUGGAGUGAUUCAUGUGAAAGCACAGUGCAUCUCCUGUGUCUCAUAGCAUGUCUACAGACUCUACAAUAGUCUAUAUGAUUCCACACUGAGUAAUUCACUUUGUCCCACUCCAAGUCAUCUACCCCUCUGUACAAAGUGUGUACUUCCCUUUGUGGUUAAAAGGAAAUAACUGGUGUAAGACAUUCCAAUGCUUUUAGAUGGAUGGGGAGGAGUGCAUGCUGCAGCAGAAUUAAGACGUAACCCCUAUGUAUCCUGAGAGCAGUGUUUAAGGUAAUGUCUCUCUCUCUCUUUCUCUCUGCCUGUAGUACCAGCCCAGCCAUCUAGCUUCGAGGCGGAGGCAGAGUUGGACACCCGCAUCAUGCUGUCGUGGCUGUGGCCUGUCCAGGAUCAGAUCACCAAGUACGAGCUCAUGUACUGGGAGGCUAACUCGGGCAACAAGGUAAAUUAUAACUGUAAACCUGUCCCCAGCACAUCAUACCCUUACUGAUAAUACAAUCCCCCUACUCCAGUGUUAUCCGUCUCAAAGGUUUCUUUUAUGCUUUUCUCUGUCAGUUGACUUUCUGUAAGACAUUUCAGGUGUUGCAAAUGCAAUAUAGGAUCCAAAAUGUAAUUCCUACUUUGUGUACUUUUUUAUGUGGAAGUGUUACAUAUUAACUUUGAGGAUUACAAUAUCUACAGUUCUCAUUGUGCUUUUUGAACAAUCUCUAGUGACAGACAUAAAUAUAAAUAGAGUAGCGAUCUAGCUAGUGCAGACAACAUUUGUUUCUGGGUCCUUUUUGCUAGACUCUUCUGAGACUUUGACUAACAUCUGUUCUGCCUGUUGUCUCCCUCAGCUCCAUGUGACCUUCCCUCCAGCGGGGUCCUAUGCUGUGGAGGGUCUGAAGCCAGACACCCUCUACAUGUUCUCCCUGGCUGCUCGCUCUGAGAUGGGUCUUGGCGUCUACACCCAACCUAUUGAUGCCAGGACUGCCCAGUCCAGUAAGUACUAUACCAACUCCCAGACCCAAACCUAUAGCUUUUUUAGCUCUCUUUACCUGGAGCUGACUGUUUGACCAUAGGGGUAGUUUUUGGUCCACAUCCCAACGCCCAGACACAAACAGAGGCUUUUUCCUCUUCUAAUGGCAAACCUUUUUGCUCGAACAAGCUUUACUCUAGGACUUUAAUGAAUUCUCACUGUGAGGAACAUUCCUUCUCCAUAUUUGCAGUCAGUCGAUAACAAAUCACUACCAGUAGACCAUUGCACAUUUUGACAAAUAGUAUGAUAAACCCAUUGCACCACAUAUGACUGAGUACACACAUACAGAACAUACUCAUUUCCAGUAUGAUGUAGAACCCAGUAACCCCAAACAGGCUGCUGCCCAGAAGACACGGCUACAUCAUAAAUGUCACCAUCAUUUGUUAUUAUAGUUUUAGAGUUUAUAAUGAAACAUGGCCCCGCACUGUACUAUACGUCUUUAUGUAUGGCCUUGGCAUCCACCAACACAAUCACUGUCACCUACCCGACACUAACAGUUUUUAGCACAUAACCAGCCACCUCUGCUGUUGUCACUGCCUCAACCUCCACUCACAUCACCGAGCACAGUCUCUCCAGGAGAUCUAGGGGUUGGAAACUGAAAUAUUUAUGAUGGGUUCCCAAAAGGAAUCAGAGCUUAUUCUCAGCCAUUUGUUUUACUUGUCAGCUGUGAAAGCCUUCAUGUGUGGAAAGGGGGGAGACAGGCUGCAUCCCAAAUGGCACCCUAUUAUCUAUUUAGUGCACUACUUUUGAGGGACCAGGCAGGGCUUUGAUUCCCAUAGGAACAUAGGUCCCGAAUUGGAUCUCUCUCUCUCUCUCUCUCUCGCUCUCUCUCUCUCUCUCUCUCUCUCUCUCUCUCUCUCUCUCUCUCUCUCUCUCUCUCUCUCUCUCUCUCUCUCUCUCUCUCUCUCUCUCUCUCUCUCUCUCUCUCUCUCUCUCUCUCUCUCUCUCUCUCUCUCUCUGAAGUCAGUCUCUUAUCUGCCUGCCCAUUGACACACAGAGUCACUGAGUCACCAUUGCAAGAAGGUUUCUAACACAGCAAAGAGUCUCUAUCUGUCCUUCUCAAUCUCUUUCUGUCUUUGUCUCAAUAACUUCCACUUUUCCUCCUUUCACUGCAUUUCAAUCUUUCUGCUCUAUUCCCCUUCUCAAAAUCACAAUUCUAUUACUAUCUCUGUCCUCAAUAUUCUCACCCAUUCACCAUUUAAUUAUCUCGCUCUCUUUAUCUAUCCCUGUCUUUAUUUGCCUUUUCUAUAUCUAUAUCUCCCUCUCUCUAUAUCUAUAUCACCCUCUCUAUAUAUCUGCCUCCCUCUCUAUCUUUUUGUAUUUCCUACAACCCUGCUCCUAUUUGAAACAUAGCUGUUGCAAUUUGUCUCCCACACAUAGUCUCUUCCUCUCAUCUACUCCCACAUGAAUAUACCCAAAAAGGUUCAGCCACGUAGUGCACUAUAUAGGGAAAAGGGUGCCAUUUGGGAUGCAGCCUCUGUUUUUUCUCUAUGUUUCAAUCUGUAUUUGAACUCUGUUCAUCACUUGGGCGUCUGUAUUUUGAAGGAAGGAAUGACCUGUCAAGGAUUAGCUCUUUCACACCAACCAACCAGACAUGACAUAUUGAAAGCAUAUUGUGUCCUGCUGCCUCAUUGCUCUGGCUGCCAGAACCACAAGCAGGCAUGUUAAAGUUCCUCUUCCACACAGUGGUCCCUCAGUAUCCCUCACCCACCCACCACCAUUCCAUUGUUCAUAUUCACUGUGUCGUGAUAUUCUGAAACAUUUAUUUUGCUCAUUUGUAUUAUGUGCCUGUUUUACAUUUUAAGUAUUUGUUUUACUUCUGGACUGUGUAAAAUCGUGGGCUUAGCCAGGAGACUAGAAAAUAAAAUAAACACACCUUUUGAUAGAAGAAAAACACCUGAUAACAAAUUAUUUAUAUGUAUUUAUAUAUACACCUACUGUACCUCAUUUAAAAACUCAUUUCAGGCUGCCUUACACACACGAUUACUCUAACACACAUUGGUAAAGAGUUAUAGGCUAAAGUAUAUGGAGCUCCCCCUCCCAGUCCAGAAGGCCUAGGGUGCGUCCCAAAUGGCACCGUAUUCCCUAUACAGUAGUGCACUUAAAGGGAAUAGGGUGAUAUUUGGGACGCACUCCUGUUCCAUCCCUCUCCAAUCCCUCCUGCUUGACCCCCCCCCCCCAGCCCCCUCAGCCCCACCCCAGGAGGUACUCCUGUUGAGCCUCAGCUCCACCAGCAUCAAGGUGAGUUGGGUAGCGCCCCCUGCAGCCAGCCGCCAUGGGGACAUCGUCCGCUACACACUGGCCUACAAGGCCGCCACCGGAGAGGACCUGCAGCGCCACGAGGUGUCGGUCAUCGGGGCAGACGUCUCUAGUUACAUACUGAAGGGCCUGGAGAAGUGGACAGAGUACCAGGUGUGGGUCAGGGCUCACACGGACAUAGGCCCAGGCCCAGAGAGCCCCGCAGCCCGGAUCAGGACCAAGGAGGAUGGUAUGUCCAUGGUUAGGCGCAGGCUAGGGCCUCCUUCACCGGAGAAGCAUUUCUGGCACUAA
Molecule: messenger RNA, 14582 nt
Organism: Coregonus sp. 'balchen'
Lineage: Eukaryota; Metazoa; Chordata; Actinopteri; Salmoniformes; Salmonidae
Source: the annotation of a GenBank genome assembly